AUGUUCCGCCAGGAGCGUAAUCACGUCGUGUCUAACGUGCCGCCGUCGCAAGUUCCGACCACCAUAUCCGGCGGUAUGGUUGCGUGGGGCCAAGAGAAUGCCUCGAUUCUGCAUCGUGGACCGUCCGAGACGAAGCAUGGCUCGUCUGGCUCUGUUACCUCCACACCGGCGAGCUGCACCAGCCCUGCAGCCGGCAUGAACACCUUGCCCGACAAGGCCAAGACUACCCAGCACAGGGGUACGCUCAUCAUGGAAAACGAGUGCUCCCGCUUCGUGCCGCCUUCGCAUUGGGUAUCCGCUGUGGAGCCGACCAGAGCGAAUGAUGUUGCGACCGUACGAGCCCAGUCCCUCUCGACAAACAUGGACGAGGCCACGCGCGACGUUCUGAUGAACCCCGAGCGUGUUGCGCAAUGGCCAAAAAAUGUCCGGCGAUGUUGUGCCAUUCCUGACCGGCCGCUGCCAUACAAUACACAGUCAUCACGCCCAUCACUAAUUUACGCCUUGAUGGGUUCCCGCCUCGACGAGGAGGACAAAGACAUCACCACACAAUACUACCCGCAGAGCGCGACUGAAUGCCGCUUUCUUCUUGACGUCUUCACUUCCAACGUGGAGGCAGUCAUUUCUCUUUUUCACAAGCCCACAUUACGACGAGCAUUCGACGCUCACUUGGCACAGCAGCAGCUAUAUGAACCAGCUACAGUAGCGCUUGGUCCAGAUUCCGACAGAGAAAGCCACUUUGAGCCACUGCUGUUUAGCAUUUUCUUUUCUGCUAUAUACAGCAUGGAGGCCACACAAGUAGACGCCAUGUUCGGUGCAAGCAAGACAGACAUGCUGAAACGAUUCGAAAGUGCUUUAGUGUUAGCCCUCGAUAAGGAGUCUUUCAUGUCUAGCCCAGCGAUUGCCGUUCUUCAAGCCUUUGUGCUUUUCUUGACAUGCCGCUGUCGCGAUGACGAGAUGCAGCAAAUAUGGGCCCCCGUCGGAUUGGCAGUACGCAUGGCGCAGUCAUUGGGUCUACACAAAGAACCAACGGAGUUCUCUCCUGGCACCAUGGAUGCGGUACAGGUCGAGAUUCGCCGAAGACUGUGGUAUCAAAUCUUCUACCUCGAUGUUCGGACGGCAGUCUCACAAGGUCUGCCGCCCAUCAUUACCACAGCGUCCUUUACCACGCGGCUACCAUCCAAUGCCGACGACAAUGACAUUAUGCCGGGGCAACCUCCAUUACCGAACCACUAUGACCCGCGCAAGUUUACCGCCAUGACAAUUCAGCUCGUUAGGCUCCAUGGAGUUACAAGCAUGCAGAAGCUGCUGCACGAGCUACCCCGCGACACCCUUACGUCAGAGCCUGAACGAGGCCCCUCUCGAGCGACAAAUGGCUUACUAGCGGCUGCAGAAGAACAGGACAUGCGUCUGCUCAUCGAGACAACGCUCGAGAAGAACCAUAUGCUCUACCUGCGCCACUGCGACUCGCGCUUCCCUCUGCAUAGACUCAUCUUGGAUCUCUCCAACCACAUCAAGUGGAAGUUUUGGAUCUAUUACUACUACAAGUUCCCCAAAGGCCAGCGCCACUCCCUGGCACCAGCCCAGAAAUCAUUGAUCUUUUCGCAGUCGCUCAACUUGCUAGAAUCUUAUAUUCACAUGAAAAACGACCCGGGGCUAAACCCUUAUCGCUGGAUGAUUGAUGGCCAUUCUGGCUUCCAUGCGGCGUCGUAUGUUAUUUCCGUGCUCGAGGACACGCAAAGCAUUGCAGAUCUCGACCUGGAGCUUCUUGAGCGAGGCAAGCAGAUGCUCCAGGGCAUUUGCGAUUUUAACGCGAACACGGAAAGCAAGGCUGGCUCUUUGCUCCAUCACAAGGUCAAGAAUCUUAUGGCACGCACUCCCGCCGAAGUCGAAGCUGCGGGCGAGUCCGAGAUGAACGCCGCAUUCUUCAACGACAUGAACAUUUCCAACAUUGACGACUGGGUGAAUUAUCUGAAUGACACUAUGUGA
Messenger RNA from Akanthomyces muscarius, 1986 nucleotides. RefSeq lists its product as uncharacterized. The record is from RefSeq and is a predicted model, not a curated record. NCBI's taxonomy places the organism in Eukaryota, Fungi, Ascomycota, Sordariomycetes, Hypocreales, Cordycipitaceae. Gene Ontology annotation, molecular function: DNA binding; zinc ion binding. The transcript is spliced from 5 exons. Bases 1 to 1986 code for a protein of 661 amino acids. Gene Ontology annotation, biological process: DNA-templated transcription.